CAGGUUCCCAGGCCCCUCCUCUCUGGGGAACUAGGAGUCCAGGGCCAUGUCUUGCCAGUCACACUCAGAUUGCUACUGGCCCUUGGUACUUCCUAACCUUGGCCUACCUCCCUCGCAGUGUGGAGAACACCCUCCUCAGAGCCAGUGUCAGGUGGAUGGGCCUUCACAACACCACCAAACUCCUCCCCUGGAAGCCUUAGACCCUCCACAAGGUGAUGGAGACCCGCCAGGUGCCCAGGAGCCCCCGGAUGCGGCUGCUGCUGCUGCUGCUGCUACUGCUGGUGCCCUGGGGCCACCGCUCAGCCUCAGGAGUCGCCCUGCCCCCCGCUGGGGUCCUCAGCCUCCGCGCCCCCGGCCGGGCCUGGGCGGGACCGGCCACCCCGCUGUCGCGGCGGAGCCUGGCGCUGGCGGACGACGCGGCCUUCCGGGAGCGCGCGCGGCUGCUGGCCGCCCUCGAGCGCCGCCACUGGCUGAACUCGUACAUGCACAAGCUGCUGGUGCUGGACGCGCGCUGA
Messenger RNA from Canis lupus familiaris (dog), 515 nucleotides. RefSeq names its product parathyroid hormone 2 (gene PTH2). The transcript has 3 exons. Bases 216 to 515 code for a protein of 99 amino acids. Gene Ontology annotation, cellular component: extracellular region. The record is from RefSeq and is a predicted model, not a curated record. Lineage: Eukaryota; Metazoa; Chordata; Mammalia; Carnivora; Canidae. Gene Ontology annotation, biological process: neuropeptide signaling pathway.